Messenger RNA from Amblyraja radiata (thorny skate), 3216 nucleotides. RefSeq names its product MORN repeat-containing protein 1. Lineage: Eukaryota; Metazoa; Chordata; Chondrichthyes; Rajiformes; Rajidae. The record is from RefSeq and is a predicted model, not a curated record. The coding region runs from base 43 to 1551 and encodes 502 amino acids. The transcript is spliced from 15 exons.
UCCAAUCAGAGCGGGCGUUACUGUUGCCAGGGCCGCGAUGUGAUGGCGGUGCCGGCGGCCAGCGGCUGCUAUGUCGGGGGAGUGAGGCGUCAACUGCGGGACGGCUUCGGUCGGUAUACUUAUCCAAACAGUUUCUUUAAAUAUGAGGGAGAAUGGAAAGAUGGGAAAAAGCAUGGUCACGGAAAGUUUCUAAUGAAGGAUGGCAGUUACUACGAGGGGGAGUUAGUGAAUGGAGAAAUAGAAGGGAAUGGGGUUCGAUAUUGGGCCUCCUCAGGAAAUGAGUAUUGUGGGCAGUUCAGCCAGGGAGAGGUCCACGGAUAUGGAGUAAUGAAGUACUUUGAUGGUACCCUGUACGAGGGCGAGUUCAAUUAUGGUGCCCGUGCAGGGCAUGGAGCACUGACUGAUAAGCAGGGUCAGAUAUAUAGAGGUGCCUUCCAUAACCAUAUGAAACAUGGAGAAGGAGAGUUAUUCUACAAGAAUGGUGAUCACUACCAGGGAGACUGGGUCGUGGACCGGCAGCAGGGCCAUGGAGUGAUGAAGUAUGCAGAUGGCUCACUGUAUGAGGGACAAUGGCGAAAUGGCCUGUUUAAUGGACAAGGUUCCAUCAUUCACUGCAGCGGUAUGGUUUAUGAUGGAAUGUGGAUCAAUGGACGUCCUGCCAGUGAAGCUACUAAGCUGGUGAUUCUUGGUGAGCCAAUACAAGAACUAGUGCAACGGUCUCCAUUUACCAUUGAGGUUCAACUGCAAAAUAAUGAAGGGGAGGUGAUGGAAGCUGAAAAUGGACGACUAUUACAGAUUUGGGCCGGAGUGAAGCACAUUCAACUUUCCCCAAAUUUUAGCACCACGUCACUAGAGCUUCCAGAGGAUACGGAAGAACCACUUAUUGAAACACCAUAUGGUUACAAUGCCAUCAGCUAUCCCCUGGUGGAAUAUGUGCCAGAUUUAGACAAAAUUGCGUCAACUGAGUCUGAAAUUAUGAAAAUCAAAGAUAUCGAAGGGAGUGGUUCAAACCUGGAUUUCGGUGCAGCAACUGGAAGCGCUAAUCGCUCAUUGAAUGGUACACCAGACCCCUCAUUGGACAACAAUGGCAAAGGGACACCACAGCAGGAGGAAGGCGUUGUCUCUGAAGAGGAAGACUCCGCUCCCGUUCCGAUCAUCCAGAGAGCAGAGAGAGGUUACGCGGCAUUUCGGAACAUUGAACUUGCUCCUCCCUCACACUGUUAUCGUCCUUUCAUGAUUCUGGAUGAACUGGAGAAGAAAGCAAGCAAGAAAUCCAACAGCAAAACGCUGAGUGAGAAAGGGACAGAGUCACAAGAGAAGAUAACUGAGAGCAGAUCAGACGUUAGUAUCAAAAUAGACAGAAAACCGAAGAGUGGCACAGAGCUGCCAUCCAUCAGAUUGGGCGAAUAUGUGAUCAUGGUGACGGAUAUGACGAGCCCGCCUUUCCUGGGUCGCACUCUUCCAACCGCUUUCAAGCUCCUGAAGGUCGUACCACAGAAACCGAGCAAAACGGGCGCCAGAAAGGAGCCUCACAAAGUCCUCAGCAAGUAGACAUGCUGCUGAAGAACCCUGCGUGUCUGUAGCACCUUUUCGGUUGUUUUCGGGCCACACCCACCCACCACUUCCCUUGAUGUGUCUCCCGUCUUGUGACUUGCUUUCUCCACACGUCUGCUCCCUGACACCGUCACCCGGGACGGGCAGCCUGCGAUACUACAUCGCGUCGAACUCUCCGAGCCAGCGGGCAGAGAUUCGCAAUCCAUUCAUCUGGGUCAGGGUUGAGUCCAGUUCUGAGAAGUGAAAGGGAAUGUAUUGAACCACAGUAAACACCCUGUCCCAAAAUAGUCCCGUCUAUAAAUGGAAGCAAGAACAGAGACAGGAAAGUCCCAGUUGUAAGCGGAGGUGUCACUUCAGAGCAGAAUUGUACCAGAACAGAGUGCAAGUUUUAAUAAUAUUCUACUUCAUACCUUCCAAUAUGUCAUUGUUCAGAUUUAUUUUUGAUAAACAGGCAUUUAAAUAUUUUCACUUCCCAAAGAGCUCUAAAAGCCCCAAUUGCUUUAACCGCAGCUGUUGCUGAGAAAAGCUUAGUGUCUCGUUGAGACUUUGGUAUUUCUGAAGCAAAACAGGAUGGAAGAAAGAUAAAGCAAUUUUUUUUUGUCUCUGAGGUUUGAUAAUCUAUUUACGGAGGCUGGUGUGACGGUGCCGGUGUCUAACCUCCCCCGGUUUGGUGGCUUGUACUGCAGGUUCAGUCCCUGCACUGUGCCUGGGGAACUGCUUUCAGGGGACUCUCCAGUUGUCGCAAUGGUCCAAGCAAAGAUGAACUGCACCGUUCUUACAUUAUCCAGUCACAGUGGACGGCUAAGGACAGAGGCAACUUCAGAUGUGACCCCUCUUGAGUGAGUGCCAUUCACACUGCACCUAUUCCUUCACUGGUGGGAAGUGCAGGGUUAGGUUAAGUCGGGUUGAAUCCUAACCACGGGUGCUGUCUGUACGGAGUUUGUACCUUGACCGUGUGGGUUUUCUACGGGUGCUCCGGUUUCCUCCUACAUUCCAAAGACGGCAGAUUUAUACGUUAAUUGCCUUUGGUAAAAUAGUGAAUUGUGCAUAGUGUGUGGGAUAAUGCUAGUGCACAGGUGAUAACUUGUCGGCGUGGAUUCGCUGGGCCGAAGGGCCUGUUUCCACACUAUCUCUAAACUAAACCAAAACUAAACCAAAGCUGUGGAGAGUGAUGAGGGUGCUGCAUUUCUUGUAAUAGAUGAAGCGUGGCAGGCCUGGAAUGUGGAGGGCUCCCACUAGGCCUUCCUUGCCACCUGGUGCCUUCCGCCUCUGGUGUAUCUCCAACCUUCAACUUUCACUCUCCCUUUUUCUAAAUAAUUUCUCCCCUUCCUAAAGUUUCUUCCAGCACCCUGAUUUAUCAGCAGAUUGAUCCAAAUGUCUCUCUGUUCUCAAUCAGUACUUUAGCCUAGUGAACAACCUUUCCGAACCAGCUUUUCAGGCUGCAACUCCCUCCCUCCCUCAUCCCAUGGCCACCAAUCCCUCUCCCAAUCACACCCUCUGGGCCCAUCGUGGUGAUAUUUAAGACUUCCACUUGUGGGAUUUGCCAUUGCUUUGUCAGCCAACACUUGUUCGACAAUCUAAUUUCACUCUCUAUCUCUCCCUCCCUCUCUGUUGUCUUUCUUCAAUGUUGAUUGAAUAAAGUGCCCACUUCUUGAAGUACAA